Molecule: messenger RNA, 2988 nt
Organism: Platichthys flesus (European flounder)
Lineage: Eukaryota; Metazoa; Chordata; Actinopteri; Pleuronectiformes; Pleuronectidae
Product: SH2 domain-containing adapter protein E-like
Exons: 6
Coding region: 453-1856 (467 amino acids)
Molecular function (GO): phosphotyrosine residue binding
Source: RefSeq, a predicted model, not a curated record
UUGAGAUGGUGGACGGUUGUCACACAUCAGCCUCUCUGGGAUUAUGACCAUACAACAGAAGUAGGACAAACUUUACCUUCUUUCAUCUCAUCCCACUCUGAAGACUCCUCUUCCUCCAAAGGGAAUACACUUCUUUUCUGGAGCAGGUGUCAGAAAACCACAAAUGGGUUACAGUUUUAUUUUUCCUCCCUUUGCCAAACAGGCAUGAAGGUUGUGGGUAUUUUAUCCUAUAGUUGGGUAUUUGAGCAGAGAGCGAUGGGCUUUUGAGAGCAUCUAUGAUAUUCUCUGAAGUGCGGAGUGGAGCUCUUGCAGUUUGUCCUAGAAUAAAGCAGCGGAAGUCUAUUGUGGGAAAGGGCUGUGAUUUCUAAAGGUGCGUCUCUGGGGCCCUGCAUGGAGCUGAGAGGUGUCGGAGCAGGCACACAGAGGUUUCACUGGUUUCCAUCUGAGCUGCAAUGGCCAAGUGGUUCAAGGAGUUUCCAAUCAACCUGAAAAAUGGUGCCGACAGGAUCCGCUCAGCCUCCGAGUCACAACCGAGAGCCGGUAAGGGCGGCCUGGUCGCCGGCAUAGGCACCAAAACGUCCGGCUCCAAAACGAGCCAGCGCAAGAACUCCUCCUCUGACAGCACCGGCGGGGGAGUUGGGUCUCUCUUGACCGGGAGGAACCGGAAAAACUCGGCGGUGGAGCUGGGCCGAACCGGUGGGAGCUCCCCGAGUAAAGAUGGGAAAGUGUGGGACAACCUGUUGUCCGGGAAGAGCUGGAAAAACUCCAAAGCAGAGCCGGUGUUUGAGGAGCAGCACCGGGGCCCGAAGAGCUCCCCCCCAGCCAAUGCCUCCUACAUCAGCCGGCUGAUCCGCCUGGACAAACAGGACAAGAGCCCCAACUUCAACAGCGGUACCAUCAGCAACACAGUGGGAAGUGAGGCAGAGAAACCAGCCCAGAGCAAAGCAGAACCACAGGUGAUAAUUCUUGAGGACUACGCCGAUCCAUUUGACGCUCAGAAGACCAGAGAGCAGAGAGAGGCAGAGCGUGUUGGGGAGAACGAUGGAUACAUGGAGCCUUAUGAUGCCCAGCAGAUGAUCACUGAGAUCAGACGUCGGGGCUCCAAGGACCUGCUGAAGGUCUGCGUGCUGAGUGAGGGGAUAGCAGAGGAGGGCCAGACCGCGCCCCUUCAGAUCUAUGACGUCCCGUACGAGGGGGGAGCUGAUAGUGACAAGCCGGUGGUCACACGGCCGGAGCUGGAUCCUCGUCCCUCCACCGAGUACGAGCUGCCGUGGGAGUGGAAGAAGGAUCAUAUCGUCAGAACGCUGUCCGCACAGUUUGACAGCCCUGAGCGCCCGGCCAAAGAUGAGACGCCUCACCCGACGCUCACCAGGCAGCCGCAGCAUCCGCCCACCCAGCCGCUGGCUCAGCAUCAGCAUCUGAGGCAGAAAAGCUGGACCCAGAAGAUCCUGCGAUCGUCGCCGCCGACCCUGACGCCGUCCUCCACGCCGGGCAGCGGCCCUGACGCCGAGGUCUGCCGGUUGGACCCCUCACUGCCCCUGGAAAAACAGAGCUGGUACCAUGGCUGCGUGACCCGCCAGGAGGCCGAGUCUCAGCUGCAGUCCUGCAAAGAGGCCAGCUUCCUGGUCAGGAACAGCGAGUCGGACAACAGCAAGUACUCCAUCGCCCUCAAGACGAGCCAGGGCUGCGUUCACAUCAUGGUUGCUCAGACCAAAGAGAGCGGCUACACCCUGGACCAGAGCAGCUGUGUGUUCCCCAGCAUCCCGGAGGUGGUGCACCAUUACUGCACUCAGCGUCUGCCUUUCAACGGGGCCGAGCACAUGACCCUGCUGCACCCUGUGCCUCGCGUCCACUGAGGACUCCACCUUAGCUCCACGUUAGCUAUACAAAAAUAAAAACACACCUCUGGGCCUGCGCGGACGCAACGUCUCCUGACAUCAGUCACAGUGAAGCUCCACGUGUACUUCUGUUGCCAUGUCCCUUUCCUACACGUCCCUCUGUGUGACCCGACUGUAUCACCAGACUUUACGUGUGUUUUUUAUUGAACUAGGUGAUUUUGAACACAUAUUUGCAGCUCCGCCUUAGUCUUGAAUCUCUGGACGUCUUCACCUCUCUUUGUUUUACUCUGAUGCAUAACACACAGGCUGAUGUUUUGCAUGUGAAGGCUCAGCGGAGACCAGGAGGCACUUUUAUUGAUUAAAUGUGACUUGAAGUUGUUUUUGAAAGUGACUCGUACACAGCUGCAUUGUUUUAAUCCUUAUUAAAAGAUACAUAUGCUAAUUUCUUCAAAUUAAAAUGUAUUAUGAUGGAGGAAGUGCUUCAGACUUAGAAAACUGUGUUGUGUCUCUCUGCCUCUCUCUGGUGGAUGUGCUGGAACACUACACCGGCUUCAUCAGCACAAUGUGUCUUUUCUUCCCAGUUGGUAAAUACCAUGCACACGUAUCAUGCGUAUCUUUCCACUUAUCAAGAUGUAGACAAACGCCAGCUACUUGAUCUUAGUAUGUGCAGCAGAUUUCAAAUUCACGCUCCUUAUACUUGUUAGUUUUCUGCAACCGCUGCCCCCUGAGGUUUUCCUCCGUCUUACUGUGAAUGAGGGAGUUGCUUCUACUCUAAACUGUGAAGAGUGAGUGAUUCACCCUGAUGUAAUGUGCAGGAAGGAAAAAAUGCACUGCAAGAUAGUUGGAGCUUUUCAAGACAAGGACUGUGGCUGUGUUUCAUUUGAGAUUUUUGGAUAAAUAACAACGCAAAUGCCAGUGGAACAAAUGACGAGAUACACAGUGAUAAGUGAAUGUCAAACUUCUGUAAGAUAUAUAGACAAGAAAUUAAGAGAUAUUGAAAUAAUGGAAACAAGAUUUUUUUUAUUCUGUAUCAGGCCCCUGUUAUUUCUCGCCCUAAAAGGGAAAUGAAGCCAAACAGCAAAAAAUUUGUGAACGUAUUAUAUUCCCUGUCUUCUUUUUCUUUGUGUUUUAUAAAUAUAACGCAAACACC